Drechmeria coniospora is the source of this 2313-nucleotide messenger RNA. RefSeq names its product phospholipase A-2-activating protein. Gene Ontology annotation, molecular function: ubiquitin binding. NCBI's taxonomy places the organism in Eukaryota, Fungi, Ascomycota, Sordariomycetes, Hypocreales, Ophiocordycipitaceae. The coding region runs from base 1 to 2313 and encodes 770 amino acids. Gene Ontology annotation, cellular component: cytoplasm; nucleus. The record is from RefSeq and is a predicted model, not a curated record. Gene Ontology annotation, biological process: proteasome-mediated ubiquitin-dependent protein catabolic process; ubiquitin recycling. The transcript has 3 exons.
AUGGCAGGUGAUUUCCAGCUGUCGGCGCAGCUUCUUGGCCACGAAGCCGACGUGCGGGCGGUCAAAUUUCCCUCCCCCGAUGUCAUCCUCUCGGCGUCCCGCGACUGCACCGUACGCGUCUGGCGUCGCCAAUCAGGCUCCCCGCCCUCCUUCGAAGGCAGCCUCGUCAACAGAGGUUCCGAAUAUGUCAACUCGUUGGCCUUCAUCCCACCCGGCAAGGACCACAUGGACGGCCUGGUGGUGUCCGGCGGCAAGGACACCAUCAUCGCCGUCAAUUCACCCCGGCCAGCCUCGUCGGAGCAUUCCGAACGACUGCUCAUCGGGCACGCGCACAACGUCUGCACCCUCGACGUCUCCCCCAGCGGCAGCUACCUCGUCUCGGGCGGGUGGGACGGCCAGGCUCGCGUGUGGAACUUGACCAGCUGGAACACGGAGAUGACCCUCGGCGGGCACGAGGGCAUGUCGGUCUGGAACGUGCUUGCACUCGACGACAAGACGGUCGUCACUGGUUGCGCCGACAAGGCCAUCCGAAUAUUCGACCUCACGCAGUCGUCCGGGGGCGAGGCCAUGCCCAGGUCGACGAUCCACACCCCCGAUAUCGUCAGAGCACUCUGCAGGGUACCCAGGGGCCACCCCAGCGGUGCCGACGUUGCGAGCGCGCACAACGACGGGACGUUGAGGCUGUGGAAGCUGAACGGGCAACAGGUUGCCGAGCUUCACGGCCACGACAGCUUCGUCUACUGCUUGGCCACUUUACCUUCCGGAGAGAUCGUCAGCUCGGGUGAGGAUCGAACCGUCCGUGUAUGGCGCGGCCAGGAGUGCAUCCAGACCAUCGUCCACCCGGCCAUCUCCGUCUGGGCCGUCGCGGUGAACGCCGAAACCGGCGACAUUGUGACCGGGGCCAGCGACGGCGUUGCCCGCGUCUUCACCCGUCGCCCCGAUCACGUGGCGGACAAGGAGACGCUGGCGCUGUUUCAGAGCUCCAUCGAGGCCUCCUCGAUUCCGCAGCAACAGCUUGGCGGCAUCAACAAGGAGAAACUUCCAGGUCCCGAAUUUUUGACGACAAAGUCGGGCACGAAGGAUGGUCAGGUGCAGAUGAUCAAGGAGAGCGACGGCAGUGUCACGGCGAACCAAUGGUCGAUGAGCAAGCAGCAGUGGACCAAGGUUGGAACGGUCGUCGAUGCCGUCGCCAGCACGGGCAGGAGGGUUGAGUACAAUGGCCAGUCGUACGACUACGUCUUCGACGUCGACAUCGAAGACGGCAAGCCGCCGCUGAAGCUGCCCUACAACCUUUCGGAGAAUCCGUACGAGCGAGCAACCAAGUUUCUCGGCGACAACGAGCUGCCCCUGUCCUACCUUGACAACGUCGCCAACUUCAUCACCGAAAAUACAAAGGGCGCCACGCUGGGCCAGACGGCGCAAUCAUCGGGGCCAGACCCCUACGGUACCGAGUCGCGUUACCGGCCUGGAGAAAGCUCUCAGCCCCAGCUUAUCCCUCAAAAAGAGUAUCUCGGCAUCUCGGCUGCCAAGUACGAAGCCAUGUUUAACAAGAUUUUGAGCAUCAACAAGAACAUGGUCUCAUCCGGUGGCAAGGAUGCGGCCCUGAACCCCGGCGAAGAGUCGGUCCUUGUAUCCUUGCGGGAGGCGCUCGAGACGAACAAGUCGAUAAACCCGCAAGCGCUGGAUCUGGUGGUUCGAAUCGUGACGCGAUGGCCGUACAGCGACAUCGUCUCUGGGCUGGACGUGCUUCGCUGCGUCGCAAAGUACCCCUUGGCUGCGCAGCGCUCAGAUUCUCAAACCGGAACGAUCCUCGACGUGGCCAUGACGGCCUCGAUCCAGGACAGCUCUGCGCCGAACGAGAACGCGGCCAUGAUGGGCGCGCGCACGAUUGCCAACCUGUUCGGCUCCGCCGAUGGCCGCAGCCUCGUCAGCUCUCACGCCGGCAAGGUCAUGUCGUUCCUCGAGCGCCUGGCGGGCAUCACGGGCGGCGAGCCCAUCGGAAAGACGAACCGCAACAUGCUCAUCGCCUUGACCACGUCGGCUCUCAACCUGUCGGUGCUCGUCAGCAAGGAAAAGCUCCUCUCGGCCGACCAGCGUCGCCGGCUCCUGAUCCUUCUCGGCACCGUUCUGAAAGACCAGACCGACUCGGAGGUGCUGUACCGAGCGCUCGUCGCCCUCGGCACGACGCUGAGCGCUUCCAAGGCCGAGGCGGCGAAUCUCGAUGCCGCCGCGUGGGUGCGUGCCGCAAGAGACAGGGGCGCCGAGGAGAGGGUCAAGACGGUAGCGGAUGAGUGCCUGCGUCUGACGCAAUGA